Molecule: messenger RNA, 252 nt
Organism: Lasiodiplodia theobromae
Lineage: Eukaryota; Fungi; Ascomycota; Dothideomycetes; Botryosphaeriales; Botryosphaeriaceae
Exons: 3
Coding region: 1-252 (83 amino acids)
Source: RefSeq, a predicted model, not a curated record
AUGAAGUUCAGCACCGCCGCCGCCCUCCUCUUCGCGACUCUCGCCGUCGCCUCCCCGAUGCCGUGCGUUCCCGACGACCCGACCAGCUGCGUCGGCAUCGGCAAGCGCGAGCCGGAGCCGGCACCAGAGCCGUGUGUCCCGGACGACCCCACGAGCUGCGUCGGUGUUGGGAAGCGGGAGCCCGAGCCGGAACCGCGUGGCAUAAACGAAGCGGCCGAAAUGGAUGUCAACUACACCGACUAUGAUAUUUGA